Molecule: messenger RNA, 936 nt
Organism: Elgaria multicarinata webbii
Lineage: Eukaryota; Metazoa; Chordata; Lepidosauria; Squamata; Anguidae
Product: olfactory receptor 5V1-like
Exons: 1
Coding region: 1-936 (311 amino acids)
Biological process (GO): G protein-coupled receptor signaling pathway
Cellular component (GO): membrane
Molecular function (GO): olfactory receptor activity; odorant binding; G protein-coupled receptor activity
Source: RefSeq, a predicted model, not a curated record
AUGGAGGCAAAGAACGAAACACAGCUUAGAGAGUUUAUCUUCUUGGGCUUCUCCAGCCUCUCAAGCGGCCAUGAGUACCUCUUCUCGAUUUUCCUCGCUGCCUACGUGGCCACCAUGAUGGGCAACCUCAUGCUAUUAAUCCUGGUCCUAAUGGAUUCCCGUCUCCACAGCCCUAUGUAUUUCUUCCUCAGCCACCUGUCCUGCUUGGAUAUCUGUAUUUCUUCCGUUGUCGUGCCAAAGAUCCUGGCCAACCUCCUACGCCGGAAACACACCAUCUCUUACAACCAGUGCCUGGCCCAGACAUUCUUCCUGAUCGGGUUUGCUGGGUGUGAGCCUGCCCUGCUGGCUGUCAUGGCCUACGACCGCUAUGCUGCCAUUUGCCGGCCUCUGUACUACUCCCACCUCAUGAGUAACAGGGUGUGCAUCCAGCUCGCUGUGGCCACGUGGGUCUGGGGCUUCCUGGAUGCAGCUCUCCAUGUCGCUCUGGCGUCCACAUUGUCCUUCUGUGGAGUCAACCGGAUUCCCCACAUAUUUUGUGACGUCCCCCCACUCUUGAAAAUCGCCUGCAGUGAUACUGGUGUCAACGAACUGGCCAAUCACAUCACAAGCAUCUUUGUGGGGCUCGGUCCCUUACUCUUCAUCUUCCUAUCGUAUUUCUACAUCCUGGCCUCCAUUCUGCGGAUUCGCUCCAACACCAGCCGGCUCAAAGCUUUCUCCACCUGUGCCUCCCACAUCAUUGUGGUCAAUGUCUGUCUUGGAAAUGCAUUUUUAAACUACAACCAACCCAGUACUGGCUACUCUCUGGAGACAGACACCUUUAUCGCCACAAUGUUUUGCGUAGUCAACCCUAUGCUCAACCCCCUCAUCUACAGCCUCCGCAACAAGGAGGUGAAGGCAGCUCUGAGGAAGGUUCUCCACUGUCAGAGGGCAGUUUAA